UAUGGAAGCAAAAAGUUGAUUUUCUUUUUUCGAUCCCCUGUACAGGUAAGAAUACGCUGUAGAUAAAUCAGUUGAUAAUCUUUGCUCAAGUGGUCUGUACUGCGGAUGUACUUACUGCACGGCGCACGUCACUGUAAGGCUCCGAGUGCGGUGACAUCGGUUUCGUCAAGCUCGCGGCCGUGGUUCCCGGUGCGGCGCCGCGGCGGCCCGCAGCAGUGCGUGUCAGCUGAUGGCCGCGCCGCGUGUCCGCCGCCGCGCCGGCGGCUCAGUCUGUCAGUGAGCGCGCAACCGACGCGACGUCGCUCGCGCAUCGUGCCCCGCGCGACCUCCUAGUGCAGUGUGUCCGCUGUGCGGCUCCAGUGCAGUGUGUGCCAGUCGGUGUGGUGAGCAGCAGCGCAGGCGCAGGCGGCCGCGGGACACCGCACCGCGAGGCCGGUCCUCGUCCACCAGGCACCUCACAGGGAGGCGUGCUAGCGUGAAUCGCUGCAGGGCAGCGACGCAGCGGGCGGCAUGGUGAGCGUAGGCAGCGAGCGCGCAUGAAGAAGUUCGUGCGAACGCGCGGCGCGCAGUCGCCGCAACGCCUGCCCAACGGACAUGCGCCCGCGCACACCAACGGACACGCCAAUGGCACGGGCGGCGCGGCGCUCGCAAGGCACCGGGACGACCAGCACUCCACGCUCUCCAGACACUGGAGCGGGUCGGAGGGCUCCGGCAAGGGCGGCGGCGGCGGCGGCGGCGGCGGCGGCGGCGGCAGCAGUAAAGGAUCCAGGGCGCAGCCGCUGUGGGAGGACCCGGAGUUCCCGGCCACGUGGCGCGCGCUCGGCGACCGGCGCCGCGCCGCCGGCGUCGUCUGGAAGCGCCCGCACGAGCUGUGCCCGAGGCCCACCUUCCUCGGCGACGAGAGCGUGGAGCGCGCGCCCGACGACCCCGACGUCACGGCCGCACACUUCGACGAGGAGUUCGCGGCUCGGUGGCGCGUGGCGGACGGCGCGGCGGGCUCGGGCGAGGCGGCGGACGCGGCGCUGCGCGGCGCGGCGGCCGCGCUGGCGCUCACGCCGCGGCUGCUGGCGCGCGUCGCGCCGCCGCACUCCUUCCGCGCGCGCUACUCCGGCGCCUUCAGGUUCAACUUCUGGAUAUUCGGCGCGUGGCGCGAGGUGGUGGUGGACGACCGGCUGCCGACGUGCAGCGGCCGCCUGCUGGGCUCGGCGCCCGCGCACCACACCGACUUCACGCUACCGCUGCUAGAGAAAGCCUACGCCAAUGCGCGGUGUGCAGUGUGGCGUGCGCGCAGGCUGUACGGGUCGUACCGGGCGCUGCGCGGCGGCAGCACGGCGCGCGCGCUGCAGGACCUCACGGGCGGCGUGGUGCAGAGCUUCUCGCUGCGCCAGCAGCCGCGCGCGCUCACCUUCCAGGUGCUCAACUCAGCCGUGCCGCGCUCCACGCUGCUCGUGGCCACGGGCGGCGCCUCCUCGGCCGCGUCCGCCGCCGUCACCGGGCUGGCGCGCGUGCGCGGCGCCGCGCCCGCCGACGGCGCGCUCGUGCGCCUGCGCGCCGUCGGCGGCGCCGCGCCGGCCCCGCGCUCCGCCCGCGCCUGCCACGCGCUGCCCGCCGCCGACCGCGAUCUGCUCGAGCAGCGCGCCGACCACCCUGACGACUACUGGUUGUCGUUCCCCGAGUUCACGCGGUCGUUCAGCCAGCUGGAGCUGGUGCACGUGGGGCCCGACGACUGGAUGAGCGAGCCGGCGCUGCGCAGCAGGCGGCCCUGGCGCGCCGUGCUCGCGCGCCGCCGCUGGCGCCGCGGCUACAACGCCGGCGGCCCGCCCUCCUGCCGCGAGACGACGGGCACCAACCCGCAGUUCCACGUGCAGAUCCCGCACGCGGAGGCGGGCGGCGCGCGCAAGUGCCACGUGGUGGUGUCGGUGACGCAGCAGUACGCGGCCGCCGCGCCGCAGCGCCUGCACGCCAUCGGUUUCGCCGUUUACGAGCUGCCGGCGGGGGCGGCGGCGGCGCCGCGCCGCGCCGGCCGCGCCGCACUGCACGCGCUGCGCGCGCUCGACGUGACGCACGAGUCGCGCGCGCGCGAGGUGGUGACGUUCUUCACGCUGCCGCCGGGCCAGUACCUGGUCGUGCCGCACACACGCCGCCCGCACACCGACGCCGCCUUCCUGCUGCGCAUCCUCACCGACCACCACGCCGACGUCUGGGAAGUGAAUGAAGACAACAUGAUCAUUCGCAAUAUUUCGGAGGAAUUUCUGGAUAACGAGGAAGCAAUACCGAUGUACCUAGUAACGAGUGGUACCUACUAUACUGUGUGGUGCGGUGCGCAGGCGGAGCUGCGGGCGAGCGUGUACAAGCUGCUCGGCAAACGAGAUGUCGAAGAGGUGGACGCGGCGCUGGUGCGCGCGGCGCUGCGCGCGGCGCUGGCGGCGCGCGCGUCGCCCGCGCUGUGCGGCGCGCUGGUGGCGCUGCGCGACGCGGGCGCCAGCGGCCGCAUGCGCGCCGCCGACCUGCCCGCGCUGCUGGCGCAGGUGGCGGCGUGGCGCGCGGCCUGGGCGGCGCUGGCGGCGCCGGCGCGCGCGCUGUCCUCGUACCGGCUGCGCGCGCUGCUCUACGCCGCCGGCCUCACCGCCUCCAACAAGGUGCUCGAGUGCCUGGUGCUGCGCUACGCGACGCGCGCGCGCCUGUCCGCCGACGCCAGCCUGCUGGCGCUCGCGCGCCUGCACCUCGCGCACCAGCGCCACCGCGCGCUGCGCCGCCGCCUGCGCGACCACGCGCUCUCGCUCGAGGAGAUGAUCCUGAUGACCAUCUACACGUGAGGGCGCGCCGCACGUCCGUCGCCGGGGCGACGAGGAUGCGCACCCUACGACACUAAAUUGUUGAUACUCUGUUGUUGUUGAUUCCUGAUCGUUGAGUUUUAUAUACCUAUUUAUGUAGCUAUUCGAUAAAAUUUGUCGGCCGCCGGUGUGGCUGGUUGCUAAAGAGCGUUGGCGGCGGCGACCCAGUAUACGGCCAGCGAUACGCGCGCCGCCACCCGCUACGUGUACCUACUGUUACUACCGCACCGGCUCGCGAGAUAGAUUGUAACAUAAGGUACAUUAGGUACACGAGUUCUUGUAAAUAAAUACCCUCUCAGUAUUUAUCUACAAUACUUUGUUAUAUUGCUAUGCAGCGACCAAAGAAUUCACCCGCUCCACUAGACCGGAUCAUUCACAGUACAAAACUCUAUUCAAUAGAUAUUUAUUUAACUUCUGAAGCCAUCCUGGUUUCUCUUUAGAAGAGUAUGAAUUGUGAUAUAAUUUUUAAUGUAGAAUAUUUUUUUUAAAAAUGUUUUGUUAAAUUAUUUAUAUAUCUAUUUGUAAUCACGUAUACUAUUUCAAUGAAUACGGAUCGAACAUGUGCAAUUUAAUAUAAUAUACUUAGUCCUUUAAUGUAAAUUUCUUUAGUCAUAGAGCUACUACGUAGACAAGACGGAUAGCUAGAUACCGCGGACUGCCGCGCUAAAAGUCCGUAGCGCCAGACACUCGAGCCUCACUGCCUAGAGCGAGCAUGUAAUGUGCGCGUGCGCACCUGAUUCACAUUUAAACCGACAACGCACGAGAAAAACUAAUCGAGUGUACUGUUGUCCUCCGAAACAAAUACUAAAUUAGUCGAACGCGCGGACAUAACUACCUACCGGUGUAGGCUGCUCUUAUAAAAUAGUUUCCUUCAGGUCUUUUAUUUUAUAAUGAAAUUACCUAUAUUAUUUUAUACCAAAUAAAAUAUACAUAAAUAAUCAAAA
Galleria mellonella (greater wax moth) is the source of this 3778-nucleotide messenger RNA. RefSeq names its product calpain-3-like. Bases 537 to 2816 code for a protein of 759 amino acids. Gene Ontology annotation, cellular component: cytoplasm. The transcript is spliced from 14 exons. Gene Ontology annotation, biological process: proteolysis. The record is from RefSeq and is a predicted model, not a curated record. Gene Ontology annotation, molecular function: calcium-dependent cysteine-type endopeptidase activity. Lineage: Eukaryota; Metazoa; Arthropoda; Insecta; Lepidoptera; Pyralidae.